CUCCGACUUCCAUCUUCCAUGUCACACUCCGCACUCUCUCUCUCUCUCUCUCUCUCUCUCUCCAGACUCGGUCACCUGCGACGAGCACGAAGACAGUAAGCCCUAGUAGAACGAGGCUGAAGGCUUCAUUUUUUCCCACAAUUGUCUCGUCAAAAAGAGCCUGCUGUUCUUUCGCCGUGCGAAGCGGUCGAGAGAAUUGGAAGAAAGAUUGUAUUUUCGAUUGUGGGUAUUUUCCUCUUCCUCGUGCUGUGCGUUGGGUUGUUCUGUUUAUGGUCUCUUAGGUUGUUGUCGGGUCGUAUCACGCGAAAGCUAGUGGCUAGAGUGAACCUGCAUGCUGUUAGUAUGUGACUGAAGGCUUCAUUUUUUCCCACAACGAAGCCGAUCGAUGCCAGCCCUCCCGUUUGGGAUGCGCCUUCUCUUUAAGCUUGUCUCAUCCGAAAGAGUCUACUGCUCUUUCGCCGUGUGAAGCGGUUGAGAGAAUUGAAAGAAAGAUCGUAUUUUCAAUUGUGGGUAUUUUCCUCUUCUUCGUAUUGUGCAUUGGUUUGUUCUGUUUAUGGUCUCUUAGGUUGUUGUUGGAUCGUAUUACGUGAAAGCUAGAGACUAGAGUGAGCCUGUAUGCUCUUGGUAUGUGACCGAGUUAUUUAGUGUUAACAGUUGAGGAGACACCGUGAUUCCAUAUGGAUUUGAACUCGGAUGAAGUGAAAUGCGUGGAUGACAACAGAGGCUUGGUUUUUGUCGAAAAAGAGUUGGAAGCAUGUACGCUUAGUGCAGUUGCGGAUAUGGGUGAGAGUGUUGAAGAGAGAAUUGCGAGGUUGGAAUUGGAGAACCAGAAAUGGAAGAGUGAUUAUGAAGCGCUCAAGGAAAAAUUCAAGGCAUUAGAAUCUGAAAAGCAGGCUGUUGAGCGUGAAGUUGGGGUUUUGAAGCAAAACAACAGUGAGAUCAAGGAACAAAUUUCAGGUUUCGAAUGCAAUAAAGGUUGUAAAAGCGAUAAAACUAACGAUGCAGGGGUGAAGAAGUUUGUUGACUUGGUAGAGGAGCAUGAAGAAGAAGAUAAGUUUGUCCAGCUUAUGAUUGAGAACAGGAUUCUUGAAUGUGAGAAGAACAAGGCUGAAAGAGAUCUAAAGGUUUUGAGACAAAGCCUCCAGGAACUGGAGUCACGGGUUUUACAGAUGGAGGCUAACUCUAAGUCAGUGGCACAAGCUGGGCAUCGCCUUUUCAGUGGAAGCAAAAUGGGAGUUGAACUUCCUAAUGAUCUUGCACAUGGUGUGAGCAGAAGAAAGGAAAUGGACAAUCCCAAGGAGUCAUGUGGUGGACAUGGGGAUGCACAGAUGGUGGAUUUGGUUGAUGGAGGCUCUGGUAGCAAACUAUGUGGUACUCCUCUAAACUUUACAAUGCAAAGUAACUUGUGUGAUGCUAAAGGUGAAAAAGAAGUUGCAUGCCUACAGUAUGGCAGGAGAGCUAGGAAAAAGUUACUAUUCAAAGAGGAGGAAAGCCCCAGCAGAAAAAUGGCCCCAUCUGCUGCUGGAGUUGCCAAACCCCACACUGCUGCUGGAGUUGCUGAACCCCACACUGUUGGCAUUAUUGACAUCCAUGAUAGUGAUGAAGAAGAAGAUAAAACUAACAACGAAACGUAUGGUGUUAACAAUCAGGAAAAUUCAAAGGGUUUGGAUUUAGAUUACCGCUCAUAUAAGGGGAUUCUAGAGGGUGGGAAAGCAAUGACUAUUGAGAACAGUGCAAGGACCUGUCACGAAGAGGACUACCAUGACAGUAUAGCUGGUGAUGAAGAUAACUCCACUGUACUGACUCCAAAAAGGAAACGGGCUUCUAAUGUUAUUGAGACUGAUAGUGAGAGUGGUGACGAUGACUGUGUUCCAAUAGGUAGCCUAAAGAGGAUGCAUCUUCAGGAAUUAUAUAAAGCUGGUGACACCACUUCUGAAAUGAAUCGGUGCCAAACAGCUAAUGCUUCUCCAGACAAACAGGUCAAACAUGCCCAGACCAGGCAGCACCUAAUGACAUUGAGGGAACAUGUCACCACUUCAGAAAUGAAUCGGUGCCAAACAGCUAAUGCUUCUCCAGACAACCAUGUCAAACAUGCCCAAACCCCCAUGAGGCGGCAUCUAAUGACAUUGAGGGAACGUGAGGCUAAAGCCAAGGCAAAACGAAAACCAUCCAGUAGAGCUCAGCAUCAUCCUGCAGGCCCUACCACCGGAGAUGCUGAGGGUGAGGAUUCUGAAGAUUUUGGAUUAGACAGUGAUAACGACAGCUUGAGCAGCUUUAUAGUUGAUGAUUCUGAUGUUUCUCGGGUCAAUGAUGCUUCUGAUGGGGAUGAUGCUUCUGAUGUGGAUGAUGCUUCUGGCCAGUCAGAAGAUACAUCUGAUGGUGAAACAGGCUUUGGCGAGAUUUUAUCGAGAAUUAAAAGAAGCAAAGAUCAUAAGUCUGAGUGGAAAUUUGAGGCAGACAUGCUUGCAGCAUUUGGUAAGGAACCUGAAUUAUGCAUGAAAGCUGUAUGUGCUCUCUAUCGACAGCAGACUGCUGAUGAGAGAAUUAGUAAGGAAGCAUUUUACAGCAAUCAACGUGGGUUUAGCAAGUUUGAUGCACCCAGGGGCUGCGCUCUGGGUGAGUUUCUUACCGAAGGAGAUACAUCUGGUGGCCUAAGAAAGUCAGUUGAGGAGUUGCAGGAGCAUGACCCUGAAGCAUUAGAUCUCUGCCGAAAAUUGGCUGAUCACUACUCUAAACAGCUGUUUCAGAUCUACAAGAACAAUGAGGACCCUUUUUUCUUUCCUUCUUGAAGCCUGUUUGAAUGCUAAUGAUGAAGUUAGAGGACAUCUUGCCGUCUGGACAAAGAUUUUUGUAACUAUUUGUGCUUUGAGUUGAACCACAGUGCGAGUCUUGUGGAAAUUAGAUGGAUAUGUAUAGGUUAGAUAUUUGCUUUAAAAAGCAUAGGGGCUUGUAUAUGUGCCGUGUCAUGUAUAGCGGAAGUUGACGGCGUGGUUGUAUCAAUGUCGUAUGUAUGCAGUUUGCUGAUUAACGAAGGCAGUAGCUUUUCUCGUCCA
Eucalyptus grandis is the source of this 3053-nucleotide messenger RNA. RefSeq lists its product as uncharacterized. The record is from RefSeq and is a predicted model, not a curated record. The transcript is spliced from 4 exons. NCBI's taxonomy places the organism in Eukaryota, Viridiplantae, Streptophyta, Magnoliopsida, Myrtales, Myrtaceae. The coding region runs from base 678 to 2789 and encodes 703 amino acids.